AUGAUGUUCGUAUUUCGCGUGGAUCAGGGUCGCAUGCUGACCUUUAAAAUGGAGUGCAUGAUCGAGGACAUCCGGAAGCUGAAGGAGGUGAUCGAGCGGAACCAUGCCAUACCGGCCCGGAGUAUCGUGCUUCUCGUCAGCGGUGGCCAGCUGCUGGGGGAUGAUAGCCGGGCCUGCAACUACGCGACCGGCACCGACACCAAUCCGAUCUACAUGUUUUGCAAUAACAUUGGCCAAUCGUCCCAGCCGUUACCUGCGCCGAUUAAAGAGACCGAGGUUGAUCUGGAAGGGAUGGUGAAGAAGGGCCUGGAGCUUCCGGUUGCGUACUCGACUGUCGCGGCACGUGCACAGCUGGCUCAGAAGAUCUACGAGAUGGGCCAGGAGGAGUUGCGCCGGUGCGAGACGCUCAUCCACGAGCAGCAUCUGCAGCAGCAGGGUUGGGCGGCGGUGGUUGCAAACAUGGAGGACACGAUCAAGGAGUUCCAGGACCGGAGUGAAUACUUCAACCGGUAUUACGAGGAGCAGCUACGGCUACACGAGGAGCAGUUAGAGAUUUUGCAAAACUUUGAUAAAAGUCUCCAGCAGCUUGCCGACAUUCCGAUCCUUUCGUCGCUGAUAGAGAACGCGGAAUCGCGCCCGUAUGGUAUGUUUGAUGAGGUGUUCAACCGAAGUGUUACGUCAAACAGCGAGGCCAGCAGAACGGCGAGUAACACUAGCCAGUCGCAGAUGGGGUCCGGUGAAGGAUCGGCUUCGAAAACCGCAAGUGACACUGCAGCGGGUGUGAAGCCAACUGAUGGUACGACGAUCGAAGCGGCUAGUUCGUCGGAAUGUCCCGAAACUGACGCCGUGGAAAGUGGUCCCAAUGCGAUGGUAGCAGUGGACGAGCUCAAUCUGACCGAGAAAGAACGGAAAGGAAUUUCACUGCUGGACUGGAUAUCUGCAAUGGACGGUCAGCUGACGCUGAGACGCAUGGCCGAGGAAUGUCGCAUUAAUAUCGAAAAAUUCAACCGUGAAAGGUUGACGUUGUUUAACGAAAGCAUCGAUACGGCGGUGAAAAAGUCCCAAUGCCUCGAAUUAAAGGUCGUAAAGGGGCUUGAAGAGCGACUGUGUGGGUUGGACCAGCUGUUGGCAAAGGCGAAAAAGAUCCUUCAGGAGCAAAACGAGCUUGCGAAGGGCAUCCAAAAUAACCACGCGCGCGCUAACACGAUCGGUGACACGUCGGUGCUGCCGGAUCUGUGCGAGAUGCAUCGAAAUCACCUGAAUUUGAUGAAGAAAAACCACACCGAGUUGCUCGAGUAUCGGCGCCGGUGUACGGUUGCGAAGGAUCAGCUCGGUGUAAACUUAACAAUGAGAUUAAGCUACAUCAUGAAUGUAGAAACUAAGGUGCACGACCUGGAUAGUUCUAUACAGCUUUACCACACUUCCCUUCAGCGGCUCCAGAAGCAUCUGAGCAUUAUCGAGCAAAUCCACAUGGUGCCGUGCAUGUACGUGAGCGCUGUGACAGAAGUCGUCCGGAGGCGUAUGUUUUCUCGCGCUUUUUUGAAGUGGGCUUCCGAGCUGGCGUGCCGGAUGAUGGCGAUCCAUAACGAGGAAGUGAUGAGGCGACAGGAAUUUGCAUCGCAGUUUGACGGUCAUUUCCUCAGCACGCUUUUCCCGGGCAUGAACGAUAUGCCACCGUCCUACGCCAAUCAGGCACCAUCGGUGUUCGAUUCUAGUCUACCAGCGUUGGACAAGAAGGAUCUUGAAGAGUUGUCCCGCUUCCUGCCUGAACUGACGGAGAAGAUUCCGCUGCCGAACAUAACGUCUGUGAUAGAUUUUUUUCAAACACGAUCGGUAGAGCAGCAGCAGCUACUGCAACAAAAUAGAAGUAGCAGCGCCGAAAAGGAUGAUAUCUCAGCUUCGGCACGAAGCAAGGACAACGCAACGGCCUCCAGCAGUGAAAACACGGGGCCUUCAAACGUGCCAGGAGAGCCGGAAGCUAAAGAGAACGAUAAAAUCAUCGGAGCGGAAUCAGAAACCGACACGGAGGAGUACGAGAAGAUCCAAAAUCAAAGUCCCGUCGGGGGGCGAUCGCGUCAGGAAGAACCGGAAGUGGUGCCUGUGAUGACGUGCAGUGUUGCGACCUCGACCGAACCGGUGGAAACGGUUUGCGCGGAAACGCUAACAGAGGAUAAUCUUGGUACCACACGGCUGGAAGUGGAGCGGCUGAAAGCGUUGCUCCAUAGUGUUUAUCAAUUAUCGCAGGAUUCGAUCAUAUUGCUGCGAGGUCAGCUGACAAGGGUACGCGGCGAAGUGGAAUCGAACCGGACGCAGUUCCAGUCGGAGCUAAGUGCAAUAAACCGAGCGUGGAACGACAUCCAGCAGUUGGCACAGAAUCGUGAGCGAGAAACCAUCCAGCAAUUGACGGUCGACCACGAGCUGGAGAUGAACGAUUUGCGCAAAAGCAUCCUUCUAAAGGACGACGAAAUUCAAUCGCUCCGUUCGGACAACAGCACGAUGAAAGCGAGUCAGAUCGAAACUGUGUCGAGCUACGAGCAGGAAAAGAAGGAGCUUAGUGAGCAGAUCACCCAGAUGCAGCAAGUGAUCAGUCGGUUGGAAUGUCAGCUUGCCAACGCCGAAGUGGACCGCAAAACGGCACUCAAGGAAGCGAUCGAUCAACUGGAACACAAGCACCGGACGGAGAUCGAGACGUUCCGAUCGCGGUUCAAGCUGAUGGCCUCCAGCAUGGACCGGUCACCUUCCGAUACGAGCUUGGAGAAGAUCGAGAAACCGGAUAUGAUCGAUAUCGGUACGCACGAGCAGCUGAUGGCGCAGGUACGCGAGGAACUUCAGCGGGAAAAGCAACAAGCAGUGCGUGCAGCCAUCGAAGAGGAACGACAGCGGUUGGAAACGAAUGCAAUUGGUGGGGGGGCCGUCGGUAGUGCCGGUAAUCGCUUACACCGAUCGUACGGAGCGGGUGGUUCACCCAGCGGAGGCAGUCAGGACGUGUACAAGCGUAUCCUGGAGGAAAAGGAACGUCAGAAUGAAGAGCUCCGCGAGCAAAAUAACCAGCUGUUACGGACGGUCAUCCGUAUGCAGGAGACGAUGCAAUCGCUUACCGAUCCCGAGCUGAGCCCGUUGAACGAACAGUGUUCCCGCGAACACGUGGAGGCGAUUGAAGCCAGCAAUCAGCAGAUGACAGAGCGGUUGGUUCAGCUACAAAGCCACGUGAAGCAACUCGAGCAGGAUUAUCACAAUCUGAAGCUGUCCUUCAAGGACGAUCUGCGGAAAGAGAUGGCACAGUUAAUAAGCUGUACCGACGGUGACACGGUGACGUUCAUGUGGAAUCCAACCUACGCGCAAUAUACCAUCAUUCAGGUGGCAGAAUAUAUCUACUUUGUGCAUGAGAGCAGCUACCCGACCUUAGGCAUCUUGCCGCCACUGAAAGGCGAGGUACCGCCGGUUCUGUUUGGUUUCGGAACGAUCAUAAGCAAGGAAUUCUGCCACGCACGCAAGGACGACAAUCGGUACGGCGUGUCGCGUGGUACCCAGUUCUACCGGGUACGGCUGAAGCCGGCCAACGUGAGCAAGAAGAGUAAAAGUCGAUCUUCUUCGUACCGAGGCGCCAGUGACAGUGGAGAGAGCUCCAUAAUGCAGCAGUCUACCUCGGCCAGCGUUACGAUCGAAGUGCAGCCCAGUGGCACCUCUGGACGGUUAAUAGAUUCAUUCGCACAAACGGAACAACCGACCGAAUCUGCGACCACGGUGUCGACGUCGGCGACGACUAUGCUGAUCGGUACACCGACCGGGGAUGGUAGCAAAUCCCCGACCACGGCCAGCCGUGACAUGAUUGACUCGGGUGUCGCCGAACAGCAGCGCAGCGGUUACCGAGAGCGCAACAUAAGCAUCACGGACGACGACGACGUUGUGGUCGGGAUCGGUUCCACGGGCAGUAUCGAUCGCAUCCGCUACCAAAGUGUGUGCGAGGAAGAAGACCCGGCGGGCGAUGACGACACGGACGGCGAGCUUCCGGAAACUACCGGUGGCAGCAGCGCGACGGUUCACCGUUCAUGUUACACAAGCGCCACUGACACCUCCACCAUCGUUGCCAUUCGUUGCUCCCCGGUGCCUUCGGUCGGCAGUAAUCCUCCGGAAGGUUCCAGCGGGGACAUCGACGGUGGUGAGCACGGCGAAGUGUCCACUGCCAGCAGCGCCGCUAUUGCGCUUUCCGGCACUAACAAUCCACAGCCGUCGCAAAUGCUCCUGUCGGUUGGUGGAGGAGGUGGUCCUGGAUUCAGCUCGAUCGCGGACGACAUCAGCGAUUCGGCUGACUCCGAGUACCGGUCGCUGGAGGCUAACGAUCUGGAGGAUAGCGAUAGCGGAGCAGCUCCACUGCCAGCGGCGCACGGCACAAGCAGCACCUUCAGCAUCGGCCAUUAUGCUUUACCCCACGAGGAAGGACACUAA
This is a messenger RNA of Anopheles nili, 4446 nucleotides long. It is a transcript of the gene Atg17, whose product is annotated as RB1-inducible coiled-coil protein 1. Lineage: Eukaryota; Metazoa; Arthropoda; Insecta; Diptera; Culicidae. Gene Ontology annotation, molecular function: molecular adaptor activity; protein kinase binding. Gene Ontology annotation, biological process: autophagosome assembly; positive regulation of protein phosphorylation; autophagy of mitochondrion. The record is from RefSeq and is a predicted model, not a curated record. Gene Ontology annotation, cellular component: phagophore assembly site membrane; Atg1/ULK1 kinase complex; extrinsic component of membrane. The transcript is spliced from 13 exons. The coding region runs from base 1 to 4446 and encodes 1481 amino acids.